This is a messenger RNA of Coregonus sp. 'balchen', 12327 nucleotides long. NCBI's taxonomy places the organism in Eukaryota, Metazoa, Chordata, Actinopteri, Salmoniformes, Salmonidae. The record is from the annotation of a GenBank genome assembly.
AUGUUUUGGUCCGUCAUCUGCGCAACUUUUCUUCUUGCUCCUUUAGUUUGCGAGGCAAGAACCAAGCAAUAUGUCAUCGGCUGUCCAGAUAAAUGUGACACAUUUCUAUGUCCCCCGAUCCCUGCGGACUGUAUGGCCGGCGACAUCCUUGACCAAUGCGACUGCUGUCCGGUCUGUGCGUCCGGAGAAGGUGAGGUAUGCGGCGGCACGGGGAGACUAGGGGACCCGGAGUGCGGAGAGGGCAUGGACUGCUCGAUAUCGGACGGAAUUGGGGUGUCCGCCACAGUAAGGCGUCGGGGCAAAAGUGGUGUGUGCGUCUGCAAAGGUUCGGACCCGGUGUGCGGCAGUGACGGGGUGUCCUACCGAAACAUCUGCGAACUGAAGAGAUUGAGUAACCGGGCUCUGAAGCUUCAGCAGCCACCGGUCAUCUUCAUACAGAGAGGAACCUGUAGCAAAGGUAUGUGUCAGUGUUGGAAAUCAACAUAAUGUAUCAAAAUCACUGUAUGUUUUGGUAGAAGCAUCAGCAAGCAAGUGCGAUAUUGUGCCUAAAACCAUAAUGUGUAAAAGGUGUAGGCCUAGACCAAAUUGAAAUAAUAUUAUCCAGUGAAUUGAUCUUCGGUAAGAUGACAAUUUUUUUUGCUAAAAAAAAGUUGUCAUCCUUAUGUUCCCUAAAUAACAUGACUGUAUAUAUGAAGGUUCAAAGGGAUCUGUUUUACUAUGGCCUAGAGCUGUGUUAGAAAAUGAUCCCUUCAGUUUGGACCCAGUGGUAGAGCCAGUUUGUCAGAAUGUAUCGCAAUCACACCCAAGACAUUUAACAGUAGCCUGCCAGUCAAACUAGACAGAGCUUUAGUGUCUUGACAUGUUUUUCACAAGGAGAUAUGUGAUGUUAAUGAUAUCAUAUCAAAAAAAUAUCUUCAUUUGUUGGUUAAUAAUACAUUUUAAUAGCAGUUUGAUUGACAUUUCAAUGGUGUGCCUUCAUGGCUGUUUUGACUAAUUAAGUGACUGGCAGGGCUCCACAUGCAGAUGGUUUGAUCUGAGUUGGCACAAAGCUGGCUACAAACAUCAGCUCUCAGCACUUCAGUACUUCAGUUUAGUGCAUCUUAAUGCCAGAGGUCUUUCAUUCCAAAGUCACAUUUUAUUAUCUUAACACAGGGUCAAAACCUGUUGAAAUCAGACCAGGCUUUCUUGAGAACUUGGUGUAUGCAGUGGAAAUAAAUACUGGCUUUCUCGCCAAUGUGUAUAGUUGUGAUGCUUGGCCUUGAGGUAUAUAUCGAAAACACACACCCUCACACACACACAGCUGUGAACACACCAUUCACACCUAGAUACUUUUGUGGCAGUUAGUUUUCCGCUACAGUCGAGCCUCUGUUAUAACUUGAGCCGUAUCAGAUUAGACAGAUUACAGAGCACAGGAAGGUGAAAUCUCAGCUCAGUUUAGUCCCUGUCUGAACAUUUGAGUAUCCAACUCCUGCUCCCCGCUCUUCACUCCCUCCUCCUCCUCCUCCUCCUCUUUUUCAUCCUCUUCCUCCUCCUUCUCCUCCCUCUCCUAACUUUUGAACACAAAACUCCAUCCCAGAUUCUGGGACUCUGUUUCCCCCUUUCAGGUCAGAGGAUUGGCUUACCUUGAUAUGAGUUUUACCUCACCACCCCAAAAAUAGCUGUUUCACUCAAGAACUGAGCACAGGAUUGCUCAGAGCUGAGUAAGGUUUCCAGGAGUUUCAGCCAAGCCAAAGAUCUGGAAGGUCUCUCAGUCACAAACCAUUACAUGAGCUGCUUCCACCUAUGAUGUCAUAGCAUCUGGUCCUCAUGGAGUCAGUACAGUGCCUUGCAAAAGUAUUCAUCCCUCUUGGCGUUUUUCCUAUUUUGUUGCAUUACAACCUGUAAUUUAAAUGAAUUUAUAUUGGGAUUUCAUUUAAUGGACAUACACAAAAUAGUCCAAAUUGGGGAAGUGAAAUUAAAAACAUAACUUGUUAAAGAAAAUUCAAAAAAAUGCAUAUGUAUUCACCCCCUUUGCUCUGUCACAUGAUCUCAGUAUAUAUACACCUGUUCUGAAAGGCCCCUGAGUCUGCAACACCACUAAGCAAGGGGCACCAUCAAGCAAGCGGCACCAUGAAGACCAAGGAGCUCUCCAAACAGGUCAGGGACAAAGUUGUGGAGAAGUACAGAUCAGGGUUGGGUUAUAAAAAAAUAUCAGAAACUUUGAACAUCCCACGGAGCACCAUUAAAUCCAUUAUUAAAAAAUGGAAAGAAUAUGGCACCACAACAAACCUGCCAAGAGAGGGCAGGCCACCAAAACUCACGGACCAGAGAGGCAACAAAGAGACCAAAGAUAACCCUGAAGGAGCUGCAAAGCUUCACAGCGGAGAUUGGAGUAUCUGUCCAUAGGACCACUUUAAGCUGUACACUCCACAGAGCUGGGCUUUACGGAAGAGUGGCCAGAAGAAAGCCAUUGCUUAAAGAAAAAAAUAAGCAAACAUGUUUGGUGUUCGCCAAAAGGCAUGUGGGAGACUCCCCAAACAUAUGGAAGAAGGUACUCUGUUCAGAUGAGACUAAGAUUGAGCUUUUUGUCCAUCAAGGAAAACGCUAUGUCUGGCGCAAACCCAACACCUCUCAUCACCCCGAGAAGACCAUCCCCACAGUGAAGCAUGGUGGUUGCAGCAUCAUGCUGUGGGGAUGUUUUUCAUCGGCAGGGACUGGGAAACUGGUCACAAUUGAAGGAAUGAUGGAUGGGGCUAAAUACAGGGAAAUUCUUGAGGGUAACCCAUUUCAGUCUUCCAGAGAUUUGAGACUGGGAUGGAGGUUCCCCUUCCAGCAGGACAAUGACCCUAAGCAUACUGCUAAAACAACACUCGAGUGGUUUAACGGGAAACAUUUAAAUGUCUUGGAAUGGCCUAGUCAAAGCCCAGACCUCAAUACAAUUGCGACUCUGUGGUAUGACUUAAAGAUUGCUGUACACCAGCGAAACCCAUCCAACUUGAAGGAGCUGGAGCAGUUUUGCCUUGAAGAAUGGGCAAAAAUCACAGUGGCUAGAUGUGCCUGCUUAUAGAGACAUACCCCAAGAGACUUGCAGCUGUAAUUGCUACAAAAGGUGGCUCUACAAAGUAUUGACUUUGGGGGGGGUGAAUAGUUAUGCAUGCACAAGUUUUCUGUUUUUUAGUCUUAUUUCCUGUUUGUUUCACAAUAAAAAAUAUUUUGCAUCUUCAAAGUGGUAGGCAUGUUGUGUAAAUCAAAUGAUACAAACCCCCCCAAAAAUACAUUUUAAUUCCAGGUUGUAAGGCAACAAAAUAGGAAAAAUGCCAAGGGGGGUGAAUACUUUUGCAAGCCACUGUAGAUUGUAUAACUUCUACUAAACAGAUCCAAAUCUAGGUCAAAUUCUAUAGUCAUAGAGCCAUGUUUUGUCAACCCAUUUCUUCAUGAGUUGACUUGCUCCGCAUAUACAGUAUGUGUGACUGACAGGCAUGGAUACAAGAUCAACCAAACACUGUCAGUAGAAAGUUCACUGGACUGGUGACUUAAAACCUUUUGAAUGGAAAGAAGUGUGAAUGAAAUCUCGUACCGUAACAUGUUUUGUACACAACACAUUUAGUUGGUUCAAAUAAAAUUGGUUUAGUUUGUUUAGUUGAUUGGUAGCUAAGUUAAUUCAUACUUAGUUAAUACCUUUAUUUCUCUUGAUGAUGCUCAGCUCUCUGUUUGAGUGACAUGAUGGAGAUCGCUGUGACAGACCAUCUGACAGUGAUAGACCAUCGCCCAGACUGAAGAUCUGAAGCUUGUUUUCCAUACCCUUUCAAAGUGGAAGGAGUUGGCAUCUCUAAUCCAAGUUGAAAGAGCUCCCAGCAUGGUAAACAUUAGUUUAGUGGUGCAAAUGGCAGCCAAGGUGCACAAACACACUCGCAUAAAUACACGCAUCCCUUAAACACACACACACUUGAAGUCUGGAGUUGGGCACAGUCACUGACAGUGUGCUUGCUUAGGCAAUGUCAGAGCGGCCAUGCCCCAUAUUCAGGAGAUAUUCUAGGCAGAGAAACCCACAUCUGUAAGGGUAGAGGGUCAUUUCAAUUCGGUGAGUGUGGGGGUGUAUGUGGUAGUCAGAGGGUCCAGACUGAAAUGCAGCCUGCCACCCAGUGUGUUCAGUAGAGGGAGAGGGGCAGAUUCCGCAUGGAAAAACUCAUAAACCACUGAUGUCAACAGCACCAUGGGAAUAACAGUGGAUGCUUGACUAGAAUGCCCAUGGGCAAGCAUGGACACACCGGUCACAUGAGUGGACAGGGAUGGAUGGGUGAUUGAUUUAUUGAUUGACAAGUUGUUGAAAUGACAAGGGCACUAAGUUAGCCACCAGAGGUUUUGAACUGUUGUGAAACGUGGUAGUGUGGUCUAAAUCCUCAAGUAUUUCCAUAGACUAAAAGAUUCUGUAAGAAAUCCCUCAAUCAUGCAGACGGUUGCAAAUGCAAAAAUAACCUGUUGAGGUAGAUUUAUUCCAUACAGUUGUCUUAGACCAUAUCUACAGUAUUAGGUCAUUACAAUUACUCUUCCUUCCAGCCUCUGUAUCUUUCUAUGUUCUCACUUCACUCAGAGAGUGUCAUAUGAGAUGGGCCCAGGCGGCCAGACAGCCAGUCAAGCCAAGUGUCAGUGUCAUACAGUAUAACUGAUGGACACUUCAGGAAACCAUCAGUGGGCAAGAAUAGACUGGCCAUGCCCUAUAUUCAAGAGAUCUGCUAGGCAGAAAAACCCACAUCUGUAAGGGUAGAGGACUAUCAUUUUCUCUCUCUACGUGAUACAAUUUCAAUUCGGUGUGUGUGUAUGUGAGUACGUGCGUGAGAGUGUGUUUUCGAGUGUGUGUGUCGUGAGUUUUCUGAUUCCUCUCGCAUAUCAUCCACAAAAUAUGUUUAUCUUGGAUGAUAAUUCAACCAAAUUAUUUGUAGCUAAUUGGAGUCAAAUUAACAUGCCACAUUACUACUUAUAUGUUGUUGUUAAAUAUUUCCCAACCUGCCUGUGUGUCUCUGUUCCAUCCUGCUGUAGGCUUUUGGUGCACCAAAGAGAUGGUGUGACUGUUAGUGAUUAUGAAAGAGAGAGAGUCCUCAAUUUACAGCGUAUCGUUUGAUCUUUUAUCAAAGUGGAGGUAUUUUUAUGUGAUUUGAUUAAAGGCCGUUUUACGUGGCAUGCCAGAGUGCAUAUCUCUAUCUGCAGGUCGGGUCGAGUGAACUUUUGAGGUCUUUGAAACUCCUUAGACUGAGAUAAUAUUAAUGGAGCUGUUAAGACCUGUUAGAUGGACACAAUGUUGCCAGAGGCUAAUACACCACAAUGCAGAGCAAGAAGGAUCUCUUGGCAUCAUCCAGCACUGUGUCUGGCGCUAUCUAGUGCUAUUUAGAACCUAAAAGGGUUAUUAGGCUGUCCUCUUAGGAGUACCCUGUGAAGAACCCUUUUUGGUUACAGGUAGAACCAUUUUGUGUUCCUUGUAGGACCCUUUCCACAGCGGGUUCUACAUGGAAUCCAAAAGGCUUCUACGUGGAACCAAAAAUAGUUCUCCCUGGAACCAAAAAGGGUUCUCCUAUGGUUACAGCCUGAAGAACCCUUUUGGAACCUUUUUUUUCUAAGAGUGUAGGUGUCAGUGUGAGUGUCCCUGUUGUUGUGGUUGGGGUGAUUGUGAAUUAUUGUUAGGCACUAAGAUUAAAGGGGGAAACACCAGUCAUGUUUUAGCCUAUCAUAGGUUGUGUGAGACCAAACCCCACAAAUAGGGGUUUUAAAAGAACUCUUUCAUCCGUUUGUGAGGUGGGUUGGAAAGGUGCUAUUUAUUAGAAGGAGGAAGUGGAGUAUAGGCCUAGAGAUAUUCAUUAACUGGACCAACACGGACCCAUGGAGAUGAAUAACCAAAGGAAAAAGGGUUAAUUGCAGAUGUUUUGCACGCACUGCAGCUGUUCCCUAACCAAAGGUUGCGCAAGGUACAAUAAAGUGUUAUGGUUAUAAAACUUCAGAUUUGAGUCACUUCCUGAGUUUUAUAAACUCAGUAAGGAGAUCAGAAGACUGACCAUGCUGUACAAUAUCGAGCCUCAAAGCAGAUCUUCCAAUUUCCAGAUUCAUCUGAAUUCUGUCACACACACUACCCUUGUGGAUGUUAUCAAUAGAGUUGUUUAUACAGGCCGUCUGCACUCUUUAACGGUUGUUUAUAAGAGUUUAUGCAAUGGCAUUGUUGAAUACUUUUUUCUGAUUGGCUUGAAAGGCAUUCUAGAGUGUGCAUUAUUUCCCUAUAAUGCACGGUAUAUUUGCAUGGUAUAAUUCAAUGGUUAUAGUUCAUACUUACAUAUUCUAUGUUUGAGCUACUUUUUAGAGCAAACUUCGAAUUUAAAACAUUGGCAUUGUUGAAUUCGAUUUUCAUAAUGGCAAGCCAGGACUGAUGGUUUGGAUAGCUAAACUAGCAAGUCUGUUUGUUUGGUCACCACGGCAACUACUGUAGCUAUCUAGUAAACUUGCUAGCUACUUCAGUGGAUGUUGAACACAUUUCAAAUGUGUUAAAUUAUAGCCAUGGUAUAAAAGGGAUAAUUAACUCGGGGCUCUAUGCAUUCUCUGGAAAACAAUGCAACUCUGUGGAAGGUCAGUUCCACUUCCUUCAUUCUUUUCCAUGGAACGCAUAACCCUUCGUUGAAUAUCCCUUACAUAUUGUAGAGUAUACAGUAUAGGAUAUAUAGAGCACAUUCGGAAAGUAUUCAGACCCCUUGACUUUUCCCACAUUUUGUUACGUUACGUUACUGGUUCUAAAAUGGAUUAAAUUGUUUUUUCAAUCUACACAUAAUACCCCAUAAUGACAAAGGAAAUAUUAGGUUUUUAGAAAUCUUUGCAAAUGUAUUACAAAAAACGGAAAUAUCACAUUUACAUAAGUAUUCAGACCCUUUACUCAGUACUUUCUUGAAUCACCGUUGGCAGUGAUUACAGCCCCAGUCUUCUUGGGUAUGACGCUACAAGCUUGGCACACCUGUAUUUGGGGAGUUUCUCCCAUUCUUCUCUGCAGAUCCGCGCAAGCUCUCUCAGGUUGGAUGGGGAGCUAUUUUCAGGUCUCUCCAGAGAUGUUCCAUUGAGUUCAAUUCCAGGCUCUGGCUGGGCCACUCAAGGACAUUCGGAUACUUAACCCAAAGCCACUCCUGCGAUGUCUUGGCUGUAUGCUUAGGAUUGUUGUCCUGUUGGAAGGUGAACCUUCACCCCAGUCUGAGGUCCUGAGCACUCUAGAGAAGGUUUUCAUCAAGGAUCGCUCUGUACUUUGCUCCGUUCAUCUAUCCCUCGAUCCUGACUAGUCUCCCAGUCCCUGCCGCUGAAAAACAUCCCCACAGUUUGAUGCUGCCACCACCAUGCUUCACCACAGGGAUGGUGCCAGGUUUCCUCCAGACAUGACGCUUGGUAUUCAGGCCAAAGAGUUCAAUCUUGGUUUCAUCAGACCAGAGAAUCUUGUUUCUCAAGGUCUGAGAGUCCUUUAGGUGCCUUUUGUCAAACUCCAAGCGGGGUGUCAUGUGCCUUUUACUGAGGAGUGGCUUCCGUCUGGCCACUCUACCAUAAAGGCCUGAUUGGUGGAGUGCUGCAGAGAUGGUUUUCCUUCUGGAAGGUUCUCCCAUCUCCACAGAGGAACUCUGGAGCUCUUUCAGGGUGACCAUCGGGUUCUUGGUCACCUCCCUGACCAAGGCCCUUCUACCUCUAUAGCUCAGUUUGGCCUUGCGGCCAGCUCUACGGAGAGUCUUGGUGGUUCCAAACUUCUUCCAUUUAAGAAUGAUGGAGGCCACUGUGUUCUUGGGGACCUUCAAUACUGCAGAAUCUUUUUUGGUGCCUCGACACAAUCCUGUCUCGGAGCUCUAAGGAGAAUUCCUUCGUCCUCAUGGCUUGGUUUUUGCUCUGACAUGCACUGUCAACUGUGGGACCUUAUAUAGACAGGUGUGUGCCUUUCCAAAUCAUGUCCUAUCAAUUGAAUUUACCACAGGUGGACUCCAAUCAAGUUGCAGAAACAUCUCAAGGAUGAUCAAUGGAAACAGAAUGCACCUGAGCUCAAUUUUCGAUUCUCAUAGCAAAGGGUCUGAAUAAUUAUGUAAAUAAGGUGUUUUAGCUUUGUCAUCAUGGGUUAUUGUGUGUAGAUUGUUGAGGGAAAAAAAUAAUUGAAUCCAUUUUUGAAUUAGGCUGUAACGUAACAAAAUGUGCAAAAAAAGGGGUCUGAAUACUUUCCGGUCAAAAGUUUGAACACACCUAGUCAUUUAAGGGUUUUUCUUUAUUUUUAAUAUUUUCUACAUUGUAGAAUAAUAGUGAAGACAUCAAAACUAUGAAAUAACACAUAUGGAAUCAUGUAGUAACCAAAAAGGGGUAAACAAAUCAAAAUAUAUUUUAUAUUUUAGAUUCUUCAAAUAGCCACCCUUUGCCUUGAUGACAGUUUUGCACACUCUUGGCUUUUUCUCAAUUAACAGGUGUGCCUUCUUAAAACGUAAUUUGUGGAAUUUUUUUCCUUCUUAAUGCGUUUGAGCCAAUCAGUUGUGUUGUGACAAGGUAGGGGUGGUAUACAGAAGAUAGCCCUAUUUGGUAAAAGACCAAGUCCAUAUUAUGGCAAGAACACCUCAAAUAAGCAAAGAGAAACAACAGUCCAUCAUUACUUUAAGACAUGAAGGUCAGUCAAUGCGGAACAUUUCAAGAACUUUGAACGUUUCUUCAAGUGCAGUCGCAAAAACCAUCAAGUGCUAUGAUGAAACUUGCUCUCAUGAGGACCGCCACUGGAAUGCAAGACCCAGAGUUACCUCUGUUGCAGAGAAUAAGUUCAUUGGAGUUACCAGCCUCAGAAAUUGCAAUCCAAAUAAAUGCUUCACAGUUCAAGUAACAGACACAUCUCAACAUCAACUGUUCAAAGGAGACCGUGUGAAUCAGGCCUUCAUGGUUGAAUUGCUGCAAAGAAACCACUACUAAAGGACACCAAUAAGAAAAAGACUUUCUUGGGCCAAGAAACACGAGCAAUGGACAUCAGACCGGUGGUCUGGAUUCCAAAUUAGAGAUUCAUGGUUCCAACCGCCGUGUCUUUGUGAGACGCGGUGUGGGUGAAUGGAUGAUCUCUGCAUGUGUUUUUCCCACCGUGAAGCAUGGAGGAGGUGUGAUGGUGUAGGGGUGCUUUGCUGGUGACACUGUCUGUGAUUUAUUUAGAAUUCAAGGCAUACUUAACAAGCAUGGCUACCACAGCAUUCUGCAGCGAUACGCCAUCCCAUCUGGAUUGGGCUUAGUGGGACUAUCAUUUGUUUUUCAACAGGACAAUGACCCACCACACCUCCAGGCUGUGUAAGGGCUAUUUUACCAAGAAGGAGAGUGAUGGAGUGCUGCAUCAGAUGACCUGGCCUCCACAAUCCCCCGACCUCAACACAUUUGAGAUGGUUUGGGAUGAGUCGGACCGCAGAGUGAAGGAAAAGCAGCCAACAAGUGCUCAGCAUAUGUGGGAACUACUUCUAGACUGUUGGAAAAGCAUAAUCAUUUUCCUCCCAGAAAUAUUUUAAAGUAUGAGAUACGCUCUCAUUUCAGGGCUUGUAUGAGAUACCCUCUCAUUUCAGGUAUAACCCUGAACUAAUUUCCCUGUAUGUAUUUGAUAAUAUGUUAAUAGUGUGUUUCUUGAACCUUUUCCAGGCCAGGAGAAUCCAGACAGUCUGCGCCACAGAUAUAACUUCAUUGCUGAUGUGGUGGAGAAGAUCGCUCCCGCUGUGGUUCAUAUUGAACUGUACCGCAAGUAAGGACCUCCCCUCUACACACACACACACAAACACACACUGACCACAGUAGAUUGACAGGUAUCUGGGCCAUAUUCACAAAGUGUCUCCAAGUUGGAAUGCUGAUCUAGGAUUAGGUCCUCCGUAUCUUAUUAAUUAUGAUUUAAAAGUCUAAACUGAUCCUAGAUCAGCGCUGCUAUACUCUGAGACACUUUGUGAAUACGGGUUCAGGUAUCUGAUGCUGUUUUUCCCAGUAAAAGUUAUGACAACAAAGUUACCAAUUAUUACCCUAAGCAGGUAUAUAGCGGUGGAGGGAGUGUUGGACAAAUACAUACCUAUAUUUAGUGCUGUAGAUCUCCCGCCAGAUCUCCUGGCUUGCACAGCUGUGUACAUAGUUGUCAGCUUGACUUGGGACCUUGUAUAAAUUGUUUACAAAGGGGAUCCUGUUGUAGCCAUAAGGACACAAACAUUUUCCCCGCCCUCCUGUUGAUAAACACAUCAUCAGGUCAUUUGUUCAAGUGAUCUUCAAGAAGAAGUGCUGUGAGCAAAAUCACGGUAUAUGUUUGGCAGUAGUGGCAUGUGGUCUACUCAUGAACAUGUGGAUUGACAGAUUUAGCAGAACAUGUACUUUUGCAGAUUUUCAGAAGUUCUUCUACUUGUACAUGUUUUAGGUGCAAACAGAUUAAUAAUGUUUCCCCGUUUCCCCGUCUCACCCUCUGUCCCCCUGUCUCACCUUGUCUCUCUGUCUCACCCUCUGUCCCCCUGUCUCACCUUCUCCCUCUGUCUCAUCCUCUGUCUCCCUGUCUCACCCUCUGUCCCCCUGUCUCACACUCUGUCUCCUGUCUGUCCUCUCCCCAGGAUGGUGUUCUCUAAACGUGAGGUGGCAGUGGCCAGCGGCUCUGGCUUCGUGGUGUCGGAGGACGGCUUGAUUGUGACCAACGCCCAUGUGGUGGCCAAUAAGCACCGGGUGAAGGUGGAGCUGAAGAGUGGCGCCACCUUUGACGCCAAGAUCACAGACGUGGACGAGAAGGCAGACAUCGCCCUCAUCAAGAUCGACACCCCGGUAAGGCCUGUUACCUCUCUCGAUGCCUCUCUUCUCCAGCCAUUUCUGAAUGCACUGGUGCUUCUUUUAUUUUUAAUUUUUUACAAGCGCUUCUGUUUACCUCAACCUCCCUUUUCUCUCUCUCUUUAACUCCCUCCUUCCCUAUCUAGCUCUUCAUCUUGAUCUCGCUCGCGUACUUGCCCUCUCCCUCACCAUCUCUUUCUCUGAGAUGGUGUCAGAGAACAGGAAUGCGAUGGAGAGAUUAAGAGUGGCUAUGAAUGGAGUAGACAAACACCAUCAGUCUUUUUUAGAUUGUCUUUCGUCUGCCAACACAGACGGGAUUCAUUUAACGGUCUUCAUAACAUUCUUGGAGCAGGCCAGGUUUAAUAUUAGCAUGGUGGGAUCGUUGAUAUAGGGCACCUCAGCAACGAACAUGAUUCAUUGUAAAAAUUGUGAAAAACGUUCAAGAGCAGGAGGGUCUUUUUAUGAUAUGAUUUAGAUGUAAUUGACUGUUUUUCGUCUUUGGUCCAGUUUGUUAUAAGAACAUGUUUUAUUUGUCUGCCUCUCCCAGACUAUUACCAGAACAGUAAGCACCCUGUUGAGGGUAAAGGCUGUUUUGGUGCCAAUGAGGAAAAUGUUCCUCUGUGUGUGUGUGUGUGUGUGUGUGUGUAUGUGUGUAUAGGACGUCAUGCUGCUUGCUUAGCGAGUACCACUUCCUCCCGAUUCGGCCCAUACCUGAUGCGAACUCUGGACCUCUGCCUUGCUAGCACACGUUACCGCCCUCCUGAAGCGUAUUACCAGUCGGCACCAUGCGAAAAGCUAGCUAUUUGCUGGUGCAAGUGGGGACAGUUCAGGCUGAGGAGUAAGUUUCCCCAUGGAUUACACGUGUGUGCGUGUGCAUGUGUGAGGGGUGUGUCUGGAGCAUGGCAGGCUUCUUUCUGUGCCACCUUGCUGUGAAUCCCCUCAGGCCUCUGGCUGACUCCUGAAUGCUGCUCAAUAGCUUGUAACUUAUUAUGUGGCAACUGCAAGUUUCAACAUCAUAAAUCCACUUCUGAAAGUUUUUUAAUCAUUUGUCUUUGAUAAAGUCUGAGCAUGGACAGUGUGUAUUUCUUCUCCCAUAAUGUCUUCAAGUCUAUUUAAAAUGUAUCUUACAGUAUUAUUUCUGGAUGCCUGCAAGUUCCAGAUAUCAUCUGACCCUUAGAGACCUAAAUAGUUGAAAGUCAUUAAAUGACAAUUACACUGUAAUAACCCCACCAUAAACACAGAAACAACCAUUAGGAGAGAGCCCAAGGACUGACUGACCCCUUCCAGACAGAGUGGCCAAACUCCCUGACCCUGUCCUGGAGCACGAGGUGGAAAGAGGUAAUGGCGUUGGUGUAAUGGCGGUUGCAGGUCUGUGCCUGUGCCCACUUGACCACGGUGGUAGCUAGCAGCGGAUCGUCCUUAAAGCGGCGCCAGAGCGACACAGACGCAUCCUGCGAGGCAUGUAUCUGCAUGUGCCAUGGCUUGCUCGCUGCUCCUCUUUCCAUCACGGCAGCGGAUGAGUCUGCGCAGGCUUUGGCGGCAUCAAUAGACAGGCAGUAA